Molecule: messenger RNA, 2541 nt
Organism: Zophobas morio
Lineage: Eukaryota; Metazoa; Arthropoda; Insecta; Coleoptera; Tenebrionidae
Exons: 6
Coding region: 64-1641 (525 amino acids)
Molecular function (GO): protein binding
Source: RefSeq, a predicted model, not a curated record
ACCAAAUAUUAAUUAUAUAAGCCGGCGUGCACGUCGACUAUUUACACCCAGAAAAGCAAAACAAUGGAAAAAGGCUGUUGGAAAGUGGACGACAACGACGAAGGUCCGGUUACGAGUACGUUUUACAAGCGUGACAAACAUCAUAAAUUUUCGCACGAAUUGUGGACCGAACUGUAUAAGUCCAAAAAUACGGGCUCCAAAGCGAUUUACAUCGAUAUCGAAGACGAAGAACAGAGGGAGGAAAAUAGAGUGUAUUCGAGAUGGUUUGAACUGCCGGAUUUACUCUUGGAAAAAAUAUUUUCAUAUUUGUCCAUACGGGAUAAGUAUUAUGCCAGUUUGGUGUGUAAGUCGUGGUACAGGGCGUUUUAUUUACCGUACGUUUGGUCGCAGUUCGUGCUGGAAGACACCACACUAACUAGAGGGAGAUUCAAUUACUACUCCGGCUGGCAGUACGUUUUGGACCACUUGCGUACCCAAUCAUGUCUGUCUCAAGUCGGCCGAAAUUUCCGCCAAUUAACGUUCGAGCCCAUGCUCAAUUUUUACAAUUUGUACGAAUUCAUGAACAUGAUUUCGUGGUGCACUGAGCAACAAGCCAUCAGCAACACCAACCCGGAGUUCGAAGCUGGCAGAAAUAUACACACCCUAAAGUUCACGUUUCCGUGUAAUAUGACAAACCGAGACGACACUGAAAGAAUCCGUCUGUUUGGAACCGGCGGAAAAUUGCUUGCCGCCCUCAAACGACUCAUGUCCAAUCUGAAAAAACUGAAACGUCUCGAACUAAUCGACUUAAUGCUGGACCCCAAAGAAGCCCAGUUUCUUUUAGACGAAGUGUGCGAAAAAUGCUGCACUACGUUGCAGACGCUUUCAGUAAUUAACACAACUCGAGUCCAGUACGAGUUGUUCCACGUCGGGGUUUUCUUAAACUUGCAGGUUUUAUACAUCAGUCCGCAGAACCUCAGCGACGACGUCAUCGAGCUUCUCAGUCACACCAACAUACAACAUAUACACAUUUUACAAAACAGAUACACCCCGAACGAUAUUAAUAUAAAACCGGUUGGGUACAAAACGUGGAAAAGUGCUAGGAAAAACAACCCGACGUUUCGAGUGCACUUGCAGAUUGAAACUUUGAAAGAAAAACCGCUUAUAUGGCAACAAGGGGCGCCAGUGAGUUCUAUCCUGUACGACUCGCCCCACAUCAAAGUCCGAGAAGACUCUGUGAUGACCGCUGUCGAAUUCUACAAAGACACGUUGAGGGUUUUCGGGCACAAGAACAUCCCCCGGUUUCACAGAAGCAAGUCGUUCGAUGAACGAGUCGACGGGUGUUUGAUGUACCUAGUGCGCCAGUGUUACUACUUAACCACGCUGGUGGUUACGGAGCGGAUUUCCACCGCUACUGCUCUCCUUCUGGCUUACACAGCCCGUAAUCUGAAAUAUUUGUUUAUACGGGGCAACGCGGUCAUAAUCCGGUGCGACUGGCCACAAAGCCCGGAAUGGAGCGACGAGUUUUACACUUGGCUUAAGAUUAAUAGUAGGUCGUACGAACUCGUGCAGAAGGAAAUCAGUCAGAUGAUGGGUCACAGAUGGGAGUUUUUGACCGAUAAGCAGUUCAAGCGCUUGCACUGCAAUCUGCGACAAUUGUGAAUGGCUAAAAUGGCACUAGGUGCUUGCUUCGAAAUCAUAUAACACGUUUAUAAGUGUCACGGGUUCGAUGAAAGCAAAAUGUACAAACCCGGAAAUCGUUGUCCAAAUAAACUCAAGUAUUUUUUUAAUUGUGUUGUGAAGCGACAUCUGGUGCGGAGUCGGUAACUACAUUUUUCAUUUGACACUAACACACGUUCGACAUUUCAUUUUUGUGACAACAGCGCCACCUAUCGGCGCAUCUUGUAUUUGCGAUUUUGCUUGUGCACGACUAAAAGGUCGAUUUAUAAGCUUGUCGCUGACGUUGCAAAUUUUGAUAGAGAUAAUGAGGUCCACCAAUUUUUCUAGGAAAGUAUCAAUUUUGCAAUUAGGCUCCGCCCCUCGCUCUGACAACGAAUGAAAAAUUGAGCUUGGGAUGGAUAUGGGUGGGGCUUAAUUUUUGGCUUUUUUUUUAAUAUACAUAGUAUUCUUUCAACAACACGAUACGUAAAAACAUGUUUUUAUUUUUUGUGGAGAAAUAAGGAUUUUGCAAUUAAGCUCCGCCCCUCAACUUACAAGGAAUAAAAAAAAUUACCAGAAUUGAGAUAGGACGGGUGGGUGGGGCUUAUAUUUUGCCUUUUUUUUAAUAUACAUAGCCAUCUUUUCACGAAUAUUAUUUUGGGUAAGUCGAUGUUAUUGUGGCAAUUUUCAUUUUAUUAUUAUUAAAUAUAGGCGGACGCAACACAAAUCAGUGGUCGUAUGUUGGUAUAAAAACGACGAUCUAAAAAUUAGACGGCGAAAAAUCGAAAAUUGAAAAAUCGCAAUAACAAAAAAGUGAAAAAUCUAAAAUUUAAAAAUUCGAAAAAUUGAAAAUUUAAAAAACGGACAAUCAAAAUAUCAACAAAUUUAAAUUUUCGAUUUUCA